AUGCUGCGCGCGGGGCGCUGCGGGCGAGCGCUGCGCCCGCGGGGUGGUGGGGGGGCGGCGGCGGGGGGGACCCCGCGCUGGCUCCGCCGCCUCCUCCGCACCGCGCCCCCCCGCCGGGCCUCCGACCUGCUGGGCGUGCUGGGGCGGGCGCUGGGGCAGCUGGGGCAGGGGCUGCGGGAGCAGCUGCCGGGCGGGAGCUGGGAGCCGCUGGAGCGCGGGCAGCGCCUGCCCCCGGAACAGGCCGACGUGCUGGUGGUGGGGGGCGGCGUGCUGGGCUGGUCCGUCGCCUACUGGCUGAAGGCCCUGGAGGGGGCCCACCGGUGGCAGCAGGGCAUGCGGGUGCUGGUGGUGGAGCGCGACCCCACGUACGCCCGGGCCUCCUCCGUGCUCUCCAUUGGGGGCAUCCGGCAGCAGUUCUCCCUGCCCGAGAACAUCCGCAUGUGCCGCUUCUCCGCCGCCUUCCUGCGCACCAUCAACGAGCACCUCGGGGUGCCGGGUGAGCCGGCCAUCGACCUGCAGUUCAACCCCUCGGGCUACCUGUUCCUGGCCUCCGAGCAGGGCGCCGCCACGCUGCAGGAGAACGUGCGGCUGCAGAGGGACGAGGGAGCGCACGUGUCCCUCCUCUCGCCCGCCCGCCUCAAGGAGAAGUUCCCCUGGGUGAACGUGGACGGCGUCGCCCUGGCCUCCCACGGCCUGGAGGAUGAAGGCUGGUUCGACCCUUGGUCCCUGCUCGGCGCUUUCCGGCGAAAGGCCGUUUCCCUGGGCGUGCACAGCUGCGUCGGCGAGGUGAAAUCUUUCGUCACCUCCUCCUCCUCCUCCACGAGCACGGCGACGGGGCGGCCGGAGCCCAUGUCCCGCAUCAGAUACGUCAACGUGCACAUGCCCGACAGCAGGGAAUACCAGCCCGUGGCCUGCGCCCUCGUGGUCAACGCCGCCGGCGCCUGGGCCGGCCACCUGGCCGACCUGGCCGUGCCGCCGGGCGCCGAGCCGCCGCCCCGGCUCCCCGUGGAGCCCCGCAAAAGGUUCGUCUACGUGUGGCACUGCCCCGACGGGCCCGGCUUGGACUGUCCGCUGCUCGUCGACACCUCCGGCGCCUACUUCCGUCGCGAAGGCAUCGCCGGCAACUACCUGGGGGGCAUCAGCCCCAGUGAGGAGGAAGAGCCAGACAUUGGGGACCUAGAGGUGGACCAUGGCUUCUUCCAGGACAAAUUGUGGCCCAAGCUCGCCCACCGGGUGCCCGUCUUUGCCUCCCUGAAGGUGAAGAGCGCCUGGGCCGGCUACUACGACUACAACACCUUCGACCAGAACGCGGUGGUGGGCCCCCACCCGCGGGUGGAGAACCUCUUCGUGGUGGCGGGCUUCAGCGGGCACGGGCUGCAGCAGGCGCCGGCCGCCGGGCGCGCCGUGGCCGAGCUCGUGCUGAAGGGCCGCUUCGAGAGCAUCGACCUGCGGCGCUUCUCCUUCGACAGGAUCCCGGCCGGCGAACCGCUCCGGGAGAGGAACAUCAUCUGAGCGCGCCUCCCUCCCCGCCAACCCCACCCCAACACCCGGCUGCCACCCCCCAAUAAAGCGGUUGUGCCGGCGCC
Messenger RNA from Rhea pennata, 1586 nucleotides. RefSeq names its product FAD dependent oxidoreductase domain containing 1 (gene FOXRED1). The coding region runs from base 1 to 1512 and encodes 503 amino acids. NCBI's taxonomy places the organism in Eukaryota, Metazoa, Chordata, Aves, Rheiformes, Rheidae. The transcript is spliced from 11 exons. Gene Ontology annotation, molecular function: oxidoreductase activity. The record is from RefSeq and is a predicted model, not a curated record. Gene Ontology annotation, biological process: mitochondrial respiratory chain complex I assembly. Gene Ontology annotation, cellular component: cytoplasm.